UGGACUAUGCCGUGUAAACAAUCAAACGAAAACAAGUGUCUAUUAAAAAAGGCUUAACAAGUACAUCGAUACCACAAAUGUCGAAAAUCAAAAUGAGAAUGCGGAAAAUUAACUUGAAUAAAGUUUGUAGAACAUGUUUGAGUGAACGUGGUCAUUUAAGAGAAAUAUUUUCGACGAAGUUACCAAGAAUGAUGGAAAACUGUGCAGCUGUACAGGUUUCUGAAAAGGAUGACCUUUCUCCCUACGUUUGUAUCACUUGCUUUCAUUUAAUCGCAAAAUUUUACACGUUUAAGAAAAAAAUGGAGAGAAGUGAUCGCAUCUUAAGAGCCUAUGUUCAACAAAGUGAAAUUAAACAGAAGGAUAUUUUAGAUAUAGCAAUUAGUGAAGCACAAAUUGAGCAAUCGAAUAAUGAUGAACUGGAAAGUAAUGUAAGUGAAGAAGAUAUACCUCUGAGUAAGAGGCAAGUUAAACAAAGUCCACGUUUAAUGAGAAAAAGCAAAGUUAAAGCAAACAAAAUAAUCGACGAUAUUCUUAAAGACGAUAAAGACAAUAACUCUGAAGCCAGUGAAAUUUCAUUAGACGCAGUUAAAAUCGAAAUCCCUGAGGAAUGCAGUUUUGAUUCUCGUAACACCCAAAAUUUCACUGAUGGCCCCCCACCAUUGGUACCUCUUGAGCCUACAAAAAAAAGUGACAAUAAUGGAAGCACAAUUGUAAGAGAUUUACCAGAAGAACCGCCUCCGUUAGUACCCAUAAAACCGCUAAUCAUACCGGAUAAAGCAUUAACGAACGUGAUAGAAAAUCCAAUAGAAAUUAAUCUGUGCUGCCCUACAUGUAAUCAAGAAUUUAACUCAUUGUCAUCUUUAAAAGACCACAAGUUGAAUAAUUGUAAAGAGAAUGCGUUGAAAUGCAACAUUUGCCGUAAAGAAUUCAAAGAAAGGAAACGUCUGAUUGGCCAUUUAAAAGGUCACAUGGUUGUGAAGGAUUAUGGUUGUAAAAUUUGUGGGAAGCGCUAUCCAAAUCCAAGUACUUUCAGGGUGCACAUGCGCACUCAUACAGGAGAAAGACCCUUCAAAUGUCAAAUAUGUAAUAAAGGUUUUAUUCGAUGGGCAGGAGUGGUAGGACACAUGAGAACACACCAAUCUCACAAACCUUAUAAAUGUGACACCUGUGGAAAAGGUUUUAAAAUAUCUUCCAAUUUAGAGCGGCACAAAGUCUUGCAUUCUGAAAGCUUGCCAUACUGUUGUAAUUAUUGUGGUAAAACGUUUAGCCAGUCAGAUAAUUUACAGCUGCAUAUACGUACUUACCACACAAAUGAGCGACCAUAUCUUUGUAAUGAAUGUGGGAAAGGUUUUGUAAGUUCCACCAGACUAAACAGACAUAUGUGGGUCCAUACUGGUUAUAAACCAUAUCGUUGCAAAACGUGUCCAAAGGCCUACUCUAAUUCCAAUGAUUUAAAGUAUCAUGAGAGGAAUCAUAUGGGAAACGCUACUGAUGAUGAUAAACCAUACAUGUGCAAAGUUUGUGAAAUGAGGUUUUAUCAUCCAUGUAGACUAAGUAAGCAUAUGAAAACUCAUGAGAGGCCCUAUUCUUGCUCUGUUUGUUUUAAGAGUUUUAGUACUGAUACUUUAUUAAAUAAACAUUUGACAGGAAAGAAAAGUACCCACUAUGUGCAAGUUGAAGAAGUGCAGUCAGACAAUGGUGUUAAUCAAAUAUUCUUGGAAUAUUAAGUUGUUUAUUGUGACGUUUGUGUAGGUUAGAUUGUAUAUAAGAAAGAAUGCACACAUCUUGUAGUGAAGAAUGGGAGUUGGUAAUAGAUAAAGUUUCUAUGUUUAUACACAACUUACUGUUAAUGAAUUGUAAUAAUAACGUGCCAUCAUUAAAUACCUGGUGUUAAUGGUAAAUGUGGUGAAAAUUAUGUAGUUUAAUUCUGUGCUGUGUACAGAGUUAUUAGUUAUAAAAUAUAAAUAAAUUUUAGCGCUUAGUUCCACAUUUCUGUUUUAUGAAUCUUAUGUUAAACACCGCAAUUUCAGUGUGGUUAUAGCUAGAUCACGUUUGGAAAAUGUUUAAAUAAGACUAGUCAUCAGUAUUAACUGACCAUGCAGGUAUAAACUCAAACGCUUAAAAUUACAUUUUUUUUCAACUAUUGACAUUGCAACUCAAAUUACUUAAAUGUGAAGCUUUGAAUCAAAUUUUUGUGUCUUAAAUUUUAGUUGUCAAAUGCUGGAGGGAUAAUUUCAUGUUUUCUCGAUGUUUUAUAACCUGUCGAGUGUGAAUAAGUAUGUCUCCGUUUCCAUCUGUCUGUCCCCUGUUGGUGAUUUUACUGGACUGAUUUUUGUAAAAUUUUAUAUUAUUUUAGAAAUAUCGUUUAGAUGGUAAAACCAGUGAAGAGUAAAACGUUAAUCAAAAUUUGUAUGAUCACCCCCACCAAUAAUUUGAUGACGUCAUCUAAAAAUGUUCCAGAGUAAAUCGCAUUUAUUAUUGAUAAAUGAGUAUAUACCUGUGGUUUAUUAAUUCGCCUUUAUUUUUUACCUUGAAUACCAACAUUUUACAUUUUAGCUUAGGAAUUGCAAAACCGAAUAUGUGCAAACAUUUUAAGUUUCAAAUCAAAAUUUAUCUGUUUACCUCGCCCCUCUAUCUCUCUCUCUCAAAACUUGUUGUCAUUAAAAAAAAAAUGCUGGUUAAUCCUAUCUAAGUAAAAGGUGUAAAGCGUAUGUGGUCGUUAUGAAAUUUUAAUAUAAAAAAAAUGCAAAAUUUUGUAAUUUAGGUAAUUAAUAUUAUUUUAUUAUUGUAUUUUAGAAUUUUUAUAACUCAGUGGUUAUUAAAUUCGAAAGCAAUUCUGUUACUGUGGAAGGAAAAGCUCUAGUUGACAAUUUCGAUGUAUGUGUUCUUUUUAAAACUACUAAGAAGUUGAAA
Molecule: messenger RNA, 2913 nt
Organism: Zophobas morio
Lineage: Eukaryota; Metazoa; Arthropoda; Insecta; Coleoptera; Tenebrionidae
Product: zinc finger protein 436-like
Exons: 2
Coding region: 78-1727 (549 amino acids)
Biological process (GO): regulation of DNA-templated transcription
Cellular component (GO): nucleus
Molecular function (GO): RNA polymerase II cis-regulatory region sequence-specific DNA binding; zinc ion binding; DNA-binding transcription factor activity, RNA polymerase II-specific
Source: RefSeq, a predicted model, not a curated record